This is a messenger RNA of Adelges cooleyi (spruce gall adelgid), 819 nucleotides long. RefSeq lists its product as uncharacterized. The transcript is spliced from 5 exons. NCBI's taxonomy places the organism in Eukaryota, Metazoa, Arthropoda, Insecta, Hemiptera, Adelgidae. The record is from RefSeq and is a predicted model, not a curated record. Bases 78 to 707 code for a protein of 209 amino acids.
UCGUUGGUUCUAUAAGUGCUGAAAACAGUAAAGGUUUUAGUACAGCCGAGUUAAAUUAGUUUACUAUAACAGUUAAUAUGAUAAACAUCAAAAUUAUUCUUUUACUUAGUCUGGCAGCUUACGAGGAGUGUGGUGGCGGCAAUCUUUUAACACGUUUUUUUACAAAAAAGUCUUUGGCUGAUGCUAAUAGCGAGGACGGUGAAUCGAUUGGUUAUCAUUCGGCAAACGAGGUGCCGACUUAUGACAAGGAAAUUGGAACUGUGACUACAUUAUAUAACAUAGAAGAUGCAGUUCAUUACCUAGGUGAUAAUGUCACCGUAGAAUUUAAAGGAGAGGCACUCUUCAUCAACGGCAAAGAAAUCCAAGGGGUUACUCCGGGGACCCUUCAGAAAUCACGAGAAGAGGGCGUUGAUAGAAGAGAAAUGGAGAUAUCCAGUUAUCCUGCUUCAAGAAACUAUCCGUUUACUGACUUUUGUGUAGUUCAGUUUAAUAAUGAUACUUUAGAUGUUAUUAACCAAGAGCCAGAACGCAAAAUCCUUACAUUUAUAGGCGAUACACUCUCGAUCGACGGCAAAAAAGUCCCAGGAGUUAAUGCAAGGAAGAGGCCAUUAUUAAUAGAAUGGGGUGAUGGUGUACUCAAGAUCGACGGUACUUUAAACGGAGAAUUCGGUCCAAUACAUGGAAGAGGAUUCUGGGAGUGUUUAUGAAGCUAUAAAUCUACAAUAAAAAACAUAAUUUCAAUUUAUCUAAAUUCAAAAAUUGCAAACUGAUUAUAAAAUAUUAAAAUUAAAAUUAAAACUAAAACUAUAAUUAUUAAAA